ACUAGGGAAACGUUCAUGAUAAUGAAAUAGAAAAUGCUUGCAGGGACGAUCUGCUACAGCUGUCAGAAGAAGUACAAGAACUGCUCUUGCAAGACGUGUCAAAGGUGUGAUACCCCAUUUCAGACGUCGCUCGGUCUCGUAAAGGCCAGAUCUCACUGUCGAAAAUGUAACUACGCAGUCUGCUUACAUUGUUACAGACCAGAAGUAGGAGACAAGAUAUGCAACGUGUGCAGAACAGAACAAAAGCGUGCUAAACUCCAGCUCUGGCAUUCGAUAACACCUUCUUCUGAAAUGAAACGACUCAAACUACAUCUGACCCAAGACAUUGCCGACCCAUCUGAAAUGGCUACUGCUGCUGUUGCUUCGAUGUCGGACAAUGAGAGGAAACAAUAUCUGUUGGAUUCGGCUAGAGAAGGGAAUCACCAUGUCAUGAUGACAUUGCUCGAAGCUGGUACAGACAUCAACACAUCAGAUUCGAAUGGAAAUUCGGCUCUCUUCCAUGCGGUCGAAAACGAUCGUGUUGCAUGUGUUGCUCUAUUGAUGGAAAGGAAGGCUGAUAUUCACAUUAAGAACAAGGAGGGUUGGACUUCACUCCAUGCAUUGGCUAGGAAUGGUCACUCUGUGGAAUGUGCAGAAUUGCUGAUUCAGAUGGGAGUGGACAUAUUUGACCGCUCUGAUGAAGGUUCUACUGCUUAUGAUUUGGCGAUACAGUCACAGCAGUCGGCUGAACUAGAAAGCUAUCUGGCAAAACAACAGGUGGUUGUAGCUGUCAAGCAGCUGAAAUCUCACAUAAGUGACCAGAAAGCUGGUCGAUUGUCAGAGGAAGAUUGCAUCCCGACAAACCUGUGCACCUAUAUUGCUGCUCUAGUUGAACACUAUGAGACCCAUAAAGAAAUUUUAUUUGGGACAAAGGCAGAGGCCACAAUCAAUAACAGCCGGACACCGAAACCAAUGGAACCACCUGUGGUGGAGAAUGACCCUACUGAGACCAUAACUGGUCAUGGCAAGUGCAGCCAACAGGAUAGCGCCACUGGCCAGGAAACCCAACAAAAUGACAAGGGGUCUCAUUUGGGCUUGUUUCAAGAUAAUGCAGCAAAAAGAAUAGACAGAACGACCCCAACGGUUGAAGAUGGUCGUGUACGUGAGUUGCAGCAAGAACUGGAAGACCUUCGUGCUGAGAAUGAAGAAUUAGAGGAGCAGAACCAAUCUCUUAUCGGAAACGUGGCCAAUGCCAACGCAGAGCAUCACAGAGAGCGAAAGAGGCUGCAAAACCAACUGAGAGAGAAAGAUAUUACUCUAGAAAAGACUGAAGCCAAGUAUAAGAACUGCAUUGCGAAGAUCGAAAAAGACACUGCAAGUGUCCUACAGCAGAUGAAGCAGCAGUUGGAGGAGGCAGAUGUUGCAAAGGACGAUCUACUGGUGCUGCAGCAAUCACUCAAGCUAACGUGGGUACCCGACCGAUUUGUCACUCAGUGUGCUAACGAAAAAUGCGUCAAGCCGUUCACUCAAACUCGGAGACGGCAUCACUGCAGGUGUUGUGGUCGUGUUUUCUGUCGCACAUGCACAAUGAGAAAAGCUCUACUGCCAACAUUGGGAUAUAGCCGUCCAGUCCGAGUGUGUAAUGUCUGCUAUGCUUUGGUCGAUACCCUCGUUUCUCAAACAGCAAUCACAGAUCGCCCAAUAGGCGAAAGUGACGAAAGUGACUUUGAAGAUUUGUCAGUGGAAGUGGCCGCAACAUUUCACAAUGCAAGCAACAACAGUGGCCAUUAAGUUUAAGAAAAAGCUAUAUUUUAGUAUUAGACUAGUUUAUAUGCUACCUUGCUUAAACUGUAGUUGCCGAAAUUUCUUGAACAAAAUAUCAGUUAUUAAUUGA
Molecule: messenger RNA, 1873 nt
Organism: Corticium candelabrum
Lineage: Eukaryota; Metazoa; Porifera; Homoscleromorpha; Homosclerophorida; Plakinidae
Product: early endosome antigen 1-like
Exons: 22
Coding region: 34-1770 (578 amino acids)
Molecular function (GO): metal ion binding; protein binding
Source: RefSeq, a predicted model, not a curated record